AUGCCUGAAAUAACAUGUCCUUCCUGCGACAAAAAACUUGCGUCAAUCACCGGUUAUAGUCAGCAUCUCGCGAAAACCUCCAAUCCUGCCUGUCGUACCCUCUACCUUUCCUCACGGCAAUUCGCUCCAGACCCAGCAAAUGAUGUAGAUAUAGAUGCACCUGAUUCAAAUCAUCCGCUGCAUUUUGAAGGUGAUUUUUUUGGGACAUACGCUGAGAAUGAGCUUGCAUGGCCAGGGUCAGAUGACGAGGGGGAUGUUGGUCAAGCGCCUAUGGAUGAAGAAGACUCAGAUAAUGACAUCAACGAUCACGACGAAUGGGAGCCUCCUGCAGCACCAGCACUACCAAGUCAGUCUGCGGAGCAUCAUGACACUAACGAUCAUGACAGAUGGGAACCUCCUGUAGUGCCAGCACCCGCGCACAAUGACGCCUUGCACCCACCUACCGCAGAUCAAAGCCAAGAUGCUUUUCAUAUGGCGCAGCGUACCUAUAGUUCCGGACAACCCAUCGACUCAGCCAUCAAGCAGCCAAGCAAUAUAAUCUACCAUGCACAGCUUAAUGGUUCAAGUUCAACUGCGUUUUCAGAACUUGUUUCUAUUGAAGGUCUUAGCGAAAAGAUUGGUCUUUCCUUCAAGAAUACACGGGAACUGAACAAGAUUAUCGACAAUGAACUUCCAGGCCGUCCGAAAUUCAAACGCGAUCAGAUUGUUGUUGCUAAUGAAGUGUUUGACAUCUACUAUCGCGAUAUCAUUGAAUGCAUCAAGGCUCUUUUCGGUGAUCCAAAUUUUGCUGAUGUUCUGGUCUUUGUGCCUGAACAUCAUUAUGCCGACGAAGAUGAGACGAUUCGUUUAUAUCAUGAGAUGCAUACUGGAAAAUGGUGGUGGAAUAGUCAGAAACACUUAGAUCGCGAGCGCCCUGGUGCUACAAUAAUCCCCGUCAUCAUUUCAUUGGACAAGACUCAAGUUACGAUGUUUCGCAACAAAACAGCGUACCCCGUCUAUAUGACUAUCGGAAACAUCCCAAAGGAUAUUCGUCGGAAACCGUCACGCCAGGCACAUGUCCUCCUCGCAUACCUUCCAACGACUCGCCUCGAACACGUCACAAACAAAGCUGCUCGCCGAUGGAUGCUUGCCAAUUUAUAUCAUGCUUGUGUGGGACGCGUACUUGCACCACUCGCAGCUGCCGGCAUCAAUGGCAUUAAUAUGCAAAGUGGCAAUGGAAUAAUGUGUCGAGGCCAUCCUUUAUUUGCAUGUCUUGCAGGAGACUACCCAGAGCAAGUUUUAGCUACCACAGUCAAGACAACUCAAUGUCCAAAGUGCGAUGUUCCCUCCGACGAGCUUGGACUAGCAACUGGUGUUGCAAAUUGGCAACCACAAGAUCUUGGUGCAGUACUUGAUGCCCUCUGCACUCUUGACCAAGGUGGAUUGGCCUUUCCUAUUCUAUACCAAGGGCUCGUCAAGCAUCUUCUCGCUUGGCUUUCUGAUGCGUGCGGCAGUACGGAGAUUGAUGCACGAUGUCGACGCCUCCCCCAAAAUCACCAUAUUCGACUAUUUACGAAGGGCAUCACAACUCUUUCGCAUGUCAGUGGUACAGAACAUAAUCAAAUCUGCCGUUUUUUGCUCGGCAUCAUCAUCGACAUCAGUCUACCUAAUAAUAUGUCUUCCGCUCGACUCCUCCAUGCCUACCCAUGUCACAGCUCUGAGACGCUGGUUUUACUUGACGAGGCGCUUAACCUUUUCCAGGACAACAAGGACAUCUUUAUUGACCUUGGCAUUCGGAAUUCCUUCAACUUGCCAAAACUCCACUUCACAGCUCACUACGUUCACAUGAUUCGGAUGUAUGGCACUACGGACAACUACAAUACUGAAUACACCAAACGCCUUCACAUCGACCUUGCAAAAGACGCCUAUCGCUCUACGAAUCACAAGAACGAGUUUGGUCAAAUGACGACUUGGCUUGAACGGAGGGAGAAAAUUUUCCGUCACGAGAAAUACAUUCAGUGGAGACUCGUCGAAAACACCGCACGUCCGCAUCAUCAGCCCCGUCCCCCAGAAAUGACAUUUCGUCGUACUCAAACGAUGACGAAGCAUCCUACCAUCAAGGCAGUCACAUUGGACAAGGUCGCAAACGAAUAUGGUGCCACGCACUUUAAUGAAUGUCUCGCACGUUAUGUUGCGAAAGCUACCCUUCCUGUCAACACUGCUGUUACGGCCAGGCAGCUCGAAGAUCGAGCAGCUGAUAUACACAUCCCAUUUCAAAGACUACCGGUCUUUCAUAAGGUGAAAUGGCUCUUGGAUAAUGUUCGUGGUGAUGGGGAUCCUCCAGUCACAGUCGAUAGUGUCCAUGCACGUCCUGGACGUUCAGGAAAAUUUACAUCCAACAGUGUUGCGCCGCGAUUUGAUACUGUUUUCGUUAAUGAUGGCACAGGCGGGUCACUUGGCAUCAAAGGAUAUCGAAUUGCGCAAGUCCGUAUCAUAUUCUCGAUACCUCCCAAAGCCAUCCCCAAACUUUUCCCGUCCACAUUUCAGCCUCCGAAACACCUCGCAUACGUCGAAUGGUUCUCUCCCUUCCGCGUACCUGAUCGAGAUCACGGCCUGCACAAGGUCUCGCGUGUCAUUAAAAAUGGAGAACGAAUGGCCAGCAUCAUACCAAUCAGCAAUAUUCGUUGUAGUGCCCAUUUGAUUCCGCAUUUCAGCUCUGUAGCUCCUCGUGAAUGGACCUCUGCUAACGUUCUUGACGAGUGUUCAUCAUUCUAUGUAAAUACAUACUUAGAUCGAUACAGUUUUGCAACACUGCGCUAG
Messenger RNA from Suillus fuscotomentosus, 2799 nucleotides. RefSeq lists its product as uncharacterized. The record is from RefSeq and is a predicted model, not a curated record. Lineage: Eukaryota; Fungi; Basidiomycota; Agaricomycetes; Boletales; Suillaceae. The transcript is spliced from 10 exons. The coding region runs from base 1 to 2799 and encodes 932 amino acids.